CGGAUGAUAGUCCGACAUGAAAAGUCGACGACAUCGCUACCUAUCGAUCUGGCACUGAUGUCAAAAAUUCCUCCAUGUCUUCUUGACCCGUCAGGUUGUUGUGUUCGUUGUCGACAGUCUGACAAGCUGGAGCCCUCAAGUAGAAUUAAUGUAGAUUUUAAGCCGUCCAAAAAGAUGAAGAAACGACGAGAACUCGAUGCGCUUGUCACAAACGGGAAAUUACCGAGAAGAAAAAGCAAAAGCGGACACGAAUUACUUCGUUCUAACGAUUCCGACUCAUCAGAGGUCGAAGAAUUUUCCGUCCCUAAUGGCAAACAGAAUGGGAAAAAAUGGAUUGGAUUUUGUCCAUGCUCUUCCUGUGUAGCCUUGCUAGUGUUUGUUGUCAUGACAACCUGCCUUAUAGCCUGCGGGGGGUUAAUAUGGAUGCAUUUUGAACUUAAGAGAGACCUUGACAAUCUAAGAGAGAGACUUAUUGCAGUGGAGUCCCGUAACCAAGGUGCUCCAGAAGAGUUUCAGAAGUACCACAGUCAGAUCCAGUCCAUCAACAGGACUGUGCAGGACAUGCAAACAGGUCCCCGGGGGAUCGGCAAGAUCACAAAAAAUCUCACAACUAUAUCAACUCAGCUGUCCAGUUUGAGUCUGACAACAGAUGGGCUGAUGGAGAGCCUCAAAGCUGCUCCAGAGCUGAAAGACCUGCCAACAAAGUUUGAUACACUCACAAGUAGUGUUGCCAGUAUGGGAAGUGACAUCCAGGUAGCUAAGAAGGACCUUAGUACUCUCACCGAUUUUCAGAAGUCGGCCGAGCAACAGCUGAAAGAUCUGACAGAGAGAGUGACAACUAUGGAGAGUAAGCCAGGCAGUUCCCUCAACAGCCCUGAUGUUCAGCCUGGAAGAGAGAAGGGAAGUGAAGGGAGUAAUCUGUCUGAAGCUGGAACUCUACAGAUGUUGACUGAGCUUAAAGAGGACAUAAAAAAACUGAACCUCAGCCUUGUGGCUAAGAUUGAAGCAGUGAACAGCAGCCUUUUAACACACGAGACAAGACUGAGUUUGCUGGAGAAUUUCACUAGUCAUCAGCAGCCCAGCCCAGCAGCACCAGCAGCAACUGACAGCAAGACUGAAGCAGUGAAUGCACUUAAAAGUCUGCUGCUUAAUGGAGCGCCUAUGGGUUCCUCAUCAUCAGGUGACAUGGCUGUUCUAUCCGCGUUGUUGGGCAGGGUGGAAAACAACACCAUUACGCUGACGUCGCUGAAGAAAAUGUACACUCAAUUGCAGUCCAACAUUGCCAGUAUCAACUCAUCACGAUCAUCUGUACAAGGGGAAGAGCACUCAUCGCCUCCGACAGAUGCAUUGAUCAGCAUGGAGUAUUUAAACUCCACUGUGCUGAGACUCACUGAGGAUAUCAAUCACCUCUUCACUACAAAUACAAAGUACAGGAACGAGCUGAAUAAUGUGACAGCUCAUAUAGCAGGAAUCCUCCGAUUUCUUAAUGCACACUUCCCAUCAGCUCUGGGUCAAAGUUCACAUGCAACCAUGGAAACGACACCUCAAACCCCAGUUUCAUCUCCUGUCUCUGUUGAAGGAAACCUGUCUACACCUGGAAAAACACUUGGGAACACUUCUAGGGAAGCACCUGCGACUACAACUGUAAAGCCAACACCUGCAGUUGUAAUCAAGGGAAUCAACACCAUGGCAGAUCUCCAAAUGUUUUUCAAUCGCUGGGACAGACAAGGUGAUGGCAGGGUAGAUCCAGGCAUCCUGCCUGACUUCUUAGGACCAGCGGCUCCAAAUAAAGAACAACUAAAACCUUUCGACGCAGACAGUGACGGCAAAUACACCAUAAAGGAGUUUGCAGCAGCACUCGGUUUCAAAUCUCAAACUGAUCAUACUGACACAACAGAGGAAGAUCUGGAGAAAAUAUUCGCCUGAAAGCACACAUGAAGAAUACAGAAAAGGAUCUAUUUUUAUAAACAAGGAUUAUAAUUGGUGAUCAUCAACUGGUUGUUCAGACAUAUAUUUAGAAGAAAUAUCACCAUAUUUUUAUUAACAAAAUUAUUUGACAAAAUUGCUCAUUAUUCCUGUUACUAGAGCACAUCAGAAGUAUUGAUUGGUAUGACUAGAUUAUAAUAUAGUUGCCAUGGUUACAGGAGUUCGUUGUCAUAGUGAAGGUGUGACUGUGAUAGUUAGAAUUAGCUGCCAAAGAACACUGAAUUUGUUAGUUAUGCCUUAACAAGAUGUAUUUAGUUCUUGAAUCAUCUGGUAAUAGGAAUACUUCUCGGUGAAGAAAGAAAAUUGGCAACUAAAUACAAAUGUAAUUUUUCAAUCCAGAAUUUAGCUAUUUUUAAAAAUUGAUUUCUUUAUAAGAAUAAGAGCAACAACACCCACCGAAUUUUUGAUGGUCUUUUCGGUAUCGCCUUGAAAAACAUCAUGCAGAAUGUGCCUGGUGGUAAAAUUUACCGUUUCUCUCUUGUAAUGAUUCAAUAAAUGCUUCGUAGCCUUAAGAACAAAUAGUUUCAUAUAACUUAUGAUUUUUUUUUUGCUUGUAUGUAUUAGAUGAAAAAGUGUAUUAUGUUUCUGGUCCUUGUCUGAGUCAUUUUCACCCCUCUGCUUCGGGUAUUGUAUAUUUGCACUUUUUUACCCAAGGGCAGGUAACUCUAAUCUGCUCUCUCGACAAUGAAAACACAUUAAAUUACAUUCUGUAUGUGAUGGAAGAUAAGUGUCGUGUCUGUCCAUGCACUUUGCGAGUAUGUUGAAGUGUUAAGAUGGGACGAUUAUAAUUUUCUGUUUGGUUUUUCAAAUGCCAUUCAGAUGUCACUUCGUUUUCAUGAGUUACUGUGAAAAGUGCAUUACAAUAGGGAGAAAACUAGAUGUUUUACUCCAGAGUUCUAAAAUCAUGCCGUUUAGGUAUGUCUGGUAAAUCAUACAUGUGAGCUUGUCAACAAAUAAACUGUGCAUUUUCCUGUCAUUGUUUGUGAAACCAAAAGACCAGAAACAUAUUUUCCUUUUUCACCUUGUUAAUUGAAUUGUCAAUAUUGAUAUAUUCAACUUCUCAUUUAGUGAAUGAUUGGCGAUAUAUCCAAGGUCACAAGACACAUCACAAAACAAGUAUAUCAUGAGAUGUAGAAGUGCUGAAUCUGUGUAAAUAAUAUCAGAUUGAAUGCUUACUGUGACACUGCCUCUGUAAUGAGUUGUAUGCUUGUUAAGAUUUGUGAUAAACAGUAAAUAAUGUUUCUCCUGGUUCCAUUCACUGAUGUUAGAGUCUGUCAGGGCACACUGGGAAACAAUGACCGCUGUAUGUAUGAGGUAAUGAAGGAUACUUUUGUCCAGCCUCGUAUGAUGAUUAUUAUGUUUUAGAGAGUGUACGCACCUAACAAAUAGAUGUGUUCUUGCGUGUUGAAAGUGUUUGCACUUCUCCACACGGCACAUACAUUUUCUUCGAUAAAUGUGGUAGUUUUGGAUAUAAAUGCUAGAAAGAACAGAUGUGAACAUCUGCAGUUUUGUGCUUUGUAAAUGUCCAGCCAAGUUUCUGUAAAUCCAGUGACUUUUCUGAAUCAUUGUUCAAGUUGGCUGAAAAAUAUUUUGUCAGUCUCAGACUUGUUAGGUUCCAAGACCAUCAAUUGCUGAUAAUAAGUCUUUUAACUUAUCUUAAACAAUAUGAUCUUGACAACAUUUUCAGACUUUCUGCCAUGAUAUAUUGCUGAAAUAUUGGCAAAAGUGGUGUAAAACUAAACUCACUCACUCACUUUACAGACUUGACUAAAUUGAACAAGGUCAUAUGGUUAGUGACCCCUGGUAGUUGAAUGGACAAACAGGACCCUCACUCACCCCACAUCCAGGGUGUAAAUUAUAAAACGGUACCAUCAAACUAAUUCAAUCUCCAGUCUGGUUUAUUUAGAACAUAACAUUUGUUAGCAAUUUCAGUUCAGACAUUUUACUGAAUAUGUUGAAACUUGAAGCAGUUCUGUUAAUUACAUGAUGAUGUGCCCAGGAGGCACAUGUAGAGGAGAAAUGAAAAUCAACAACCUGUUCUUUAUGGUCAACGGUUCAGUUCAAUUUAAGAGAUGUGAUAUACCUCUAUAUUGGAGAUUUGUUCCAUUAGAUUUACAAACAGCAAGGCAUGUGUCUACUUUGUUUAGAUGUGCAUUGUAUAUACUGGAAGAUUUGUGUUCGCUGAAGUCUCUGUGAAUUGUUAUGUGAUGAGAUCGAAGCUUUUUGAUGUUAGUAUGGAACAUUGUGAGAUUUUGUAAUGUCUCCAGUUGUGGUGUAAUGAUUCUACAACUAAGGAAUGUAUCAACAUAUAUUGAUUUACAACUGUAUAACAACACAUAUGAGUCAGUAUAUUAUAGAAAAUAUAGGACCAGUUUAUGAAGAUUCUCAAGCACUUCCUGGUUGUCUAUAGCACAAUCUGCAUAGUGUCUCCCAGCUUUUUUGUUUCUCCUCUGCAAGGCCAUAUAAAAGAAAUGUUGUGGUUCCGAUUACACCUCUUUACAAUUUAGUGUAGGUAGGUAGGAUUUUUUUUUACAUUUUUUAAAAAGUAAAGUACAAA
Molecule: messenger RNA, 4543 nt
Organism: Haliotis rubra (blacklip abalone)
Lineage: Eukaryota; Metazoa; Mollusca; Gastropoda; Lepetellida; Haliotidae
Product: EF-hand calcium-binding domain-containing protein 14-like
Exons: 15
Coding region: 4-1926 (640 amino acids)
Source: RefSeq, a predicted model, not a curated record